ACCAUCCCAUGGUCAAAGGAUCCAAAGCCUUCUCUCCGACACCACCUGCAUAGCCAUCUCCUCUCUCUUGCCAGCACCUUGACACCUGCCCUGGAGCCAGAUCUGGAGACCCACAUCCUUCGAGCUGCCCUGCAUGCCGUCUUCACCCUGGGCACAGAGAAGGACACCACCCAAGUCCAGGAUCUGCAUAGGGUCUUACCAGACCUCCUGGAUGCCAUGCUGGGGAACCUGCUGGCAGAGUCCCCAGACACCGACUGGCUCCACUACAUUUUGGAGCAGACUAACUACUGGAUCGUGUCCAGGGUGUCGCAAGAGAGAGGCAGGGCCAUUAGGAGCAGCACGGCCCUGCUCAGAUUCACCAUCACCCUCCCUGAGUUUGACAACUCAGCAGAAUUCCCCAGGAUGGGUCACCGUGGGGCACAGCUGGCUCUGUCCAUCGGUCACCCAGCCAAGGACAUCAGCCGGCAGGCCAGGGAGCGUGUUUACCGGCUCUACCAGCUGCUGCUGCACCAGAGGGGGCUGACCAUCCAUGAGGCCGAAGACCUGUGGUGCUGGGAGUGGCACCAGGACAGCAGGCUCCUGGGAUACAGGAACACAGCCCGGGUGGGGGAGGUCUUUGGAAAGUUCUUCGCGGAGGGGCAGAGAAGAUUCUUCCUCCGGACGGCAGUGCUGGCCAUCAACAACCCCCUGCUGCGUGUCAGCCAGGCUGGGCUGGUCCUGGCCUUCUCCCUCCUGGGGGAAGUCCAGCAGCUGAUGGGAGACAAGGACAUGGUGCUAUCGCUCUUGGGAAGGGCAGAAGAGUCCCCUAAGUGCCCUCUACGAGCCAGGGCCCCAAGAAGGUAGAAAGAAAGGAGAAGGUGUCUUCUGAC
This is a messenger RNA of Chelonia mydas (Green sea turtle), 869 nucleotides long. RefSeq lists its product as uncharacterized. The record is from RefSeq and is a predicted model, not a curated record. Lineage: Eukaryota; Metazoa; Chordata; Testudines; Cheloniidae. The transcript has 7 exons. Gene Ontology annotation, cellular component: cytoplasm. The coding region runs from base 217 to 843 and encodes 208 amino acids.